This is a messenger RNA of Lactuca virosa, 4192 nucleotides long. The record is from the annotation of a GenBank genome assembly. Lineage: Eukaryota; Viridiplantae; Streptophyta; Magnoliopsida; Asterales; Asteraceae.
AUUCACUCUACACUCAAAAACACCCACACACACACUCCCGUUUGACCAAAACUCCAGUCUCGUGGACCUCACACCAUUCCUCACUGAAACACCGAGCACCGCCACUGCUGAUUCCUAGAUCUCACUCUCUUUUUCAAGCUCUUCUUUCAUGGCGAUUGAGUCGUUUUCGACAUUUCUCUCGAUUAAUUUGUAAAAAAAAGUUUGACAGAAAGCUUUCCGGUAUACAAACGGAGUUUUGUUAAAUGGCGGAGACGACGGAGGCGUCCAAGGCAAUGCCGGCGCAAGCAGAGAAGAGAAAGGAGCAGAGUAUUCCGUUCUACCAACUGUUUUCAUUCGCGGACAAGUUCGAUUACGCUCUCAUGAUUUUAGGUAGCAUCGGUGCCAUUAUUCACGGAUCCUCCAUGCCUUUCUUCUUCCUCUUGUUCGGACAAAUGAUUAAUGGCUUCGGAAAAAACCAAUCGGAUUUGAACACCAUGACUCACGAAGUUUCAAAGUAUGCUCUGUAUUUCGUCUAUCUCGGAUUGGUAGUGUGCAUAUCGUCAUACGCAGAAAUCGGAUGUUGGAUGUACACCGGAGAAAGGCAAGUGAGCACGUUGAGGAAGAGAUAUUUGGAAGCAGUUUUGAAACAAGACGUUGGAUUUUACGAUACAGAUGCAAGAACAGGAGAUAUCGUUUUUAGUGUCUCCACUGAUACUCUACUUGUCCAAGACGCCAUUAGCGAGAAGGUGGGGAACUUUAUCCAUUAUCUCUCGACAUUUUUGGCUGGAUUGGUUGUUGGUUUCGUUUCCGCAUGGAAGCUAGCUCUUCUAAGUGUCGCAGUCAUCCCCGGAAUCGCAUUUGCAGGUGGAUUAUACGCUUAUACUCUUACAGGUCUCACUUCCAAAAGCCGUGAAUCCUAUGCCAAUGCUGGCAUCAUCGCUGAACAGGCAAUUGCACAAGUAAGAACAGUGUAUUCCUAUGUGGGAGAAACCAAAGCACUCGAUUCAUAUUCAGAUGCAAUACAACACACCCUGAAACUGGGAUACAAAGCAGGAAUGGCGAAGGGAUUGGGAUUGGGAUGCACAUAUGGAAUCGCAUGCAUGUCAUGGGCACUUGUGUUUUGGUAUGCGGGUGUAUUUAUUAGGAAUGGGCAGACAGACGGUGGAAAAGCAUUUACAGCAAUCUUCUCCGCCAUUGUUGGUGGAAUGAGUUUGGGUCAGUCGUUUUCGAAUCUUGGAGCAUUCAGCAAAGGGAAAGCUGCUGGAUAUAAAUUACUGGAAAUCAUUAAGCAAAAACCGACUAUAGUUCAAGAUUCUACUGAUGGGAAAUGUUUGACCGAGGUCAACGGGAAUAUUGAAUUUAAGGAGGUGUCUUUUAGUUACCCUUCAAGGCCGGAUGUUCUUAUCUUUAAAGAGUUUUCCAUUUUCUUCCCGGCUGGAAAGACAGUUGCGGUGGUUGGUGGUAGUGGGUCCGGUAAAAGCACAGUUGUUUCUCUAAUCGAGAGGUUUUAUGACCCUAAUCAAGGUCAAAUCUUGCUAGAUGAAGUGGACAUCAAAACCCUCCAACUAAAAUGGCUUCGCGACCAAAUCGGUCUAGUCAACCAAGAACCGGCACUCUUCGCCACCACAAUCCUCGAAAACAUCCUCUACGGAAAACCCAACGCCACCACAUCCGAAGUGGAAGCCGCCACGUCAGCCGCCAACGCGCAUUCCUUCAUCACCCUCCUCCCAAACAGCUACAACACCCAAGUCGGCGAACGCGGAAUCCAACUUUCCGGUGGUCAAAAACAACGCAUCGCAAUCGCAAGAGCCAUGUUAAAAAACCCUAAAAUCCUCCUCUUAGACGAGGCCACAUCCGCCCUCGAUUCCGCCUCCGAAAACAUCGUCCAAGAAGCUCUCGACCGCUUAAUGGUCGGAAGAACCACCGUAGUAAUCGCACACCGCCUUUCCACCAUUAGAAACGUCGAUUCCAUCGCAGUAAUCCAACAAGGACAAAUCAUCGAAACCGGGACCCACGAGGAACUUAUUUCCCGCCCAGGGGCGUAUUCGUCAUUAAUCCGGUUCCAAGAAAUGAUCGGGAACCGCGAUUUUUCAAACCCGUCGACUACUCACCGGACGCGUUCAUCGCGAUUGAGCAAUUCGUUGUCUACAAAAUCUUUAAGUCUUCGAUCCGGAAGCUUGAGGAAUUUGAGUUAUCAGUAUAGUACGGGUGCGGAUGGGCGGAUUGAAAUGAUAUCGAAUGCGGAAACGGAUCGGAAAAACGGAGCUCCGAGUGGGUAUUUUUUUAGGCUUUUGAAAAUGAAUGCACCCGAGUGGCCCUAUUCGAUUAUGGGUGCGGUUGGGUCGAUUUUAUCCGGGUUUAUUGGUCCGACUUUUGCGAUUGUUAUGAGUAAUAUGAUUGAGGUUUUUUACUUUGAUAACCCUGCGAGAAUGGAGAGAAAGACAAAAGAGUAUGUUUUUAUAUAUGUUGGAGCUGGUUUAUACGCGGUUGUUGCGUAUUUAAUCCAACAUUAUUUCUUUAGUAUCAUGGGUGAGAAUCUCACUACAAGAGUUCGGAGAAUGAUGCUUUCAGCGAUAAUGAGAAAUGAAGUUGGGUGGUUCGAUGAGGAGGAGCAUAACUCGAGUCUAGUGGCAGCGAGGUUAGCAACAGAUGCAGCAGACGUGAAAUCCGCGAUAGCUGAGAGGAUCUCUGUUAUAUUACAGAACAUGACGUCACUUCUGACGUCAUUUGUAGUCGCUUUCAUUGUCGAAUGGAGGGUUUCACUUCUGAUUCUCGCUACUUUUCCUCUUCUUGUUCUCGCUCAUUUUGCACAGCAACUUUCUCUCAAAGGCUUCGCCGGAGACACAGCAAAAGCCCACGCAAAAACAAGCAUGAUCGCCGGAGAAGGAGUAAGCAACAUCAGAACAGUAGCAGCCUUCAACGCCCAAGACAAAAUCCUCUCCCUAUUCUCCGACGAACUCCGUCUCCCCCAAACACAAAGUCUUCGCCGGAGUCAACUUUCCGGCAUCCUAUUCGGCAUCUCACAACUCUCUCUCUUCGCAUCGGAAGCCCUAAUCCUCUGGUACGGCGCCCACCUCGUUACCAAAGGCCUCUCCACCUUCUCAAAAGUCAUCAAAGUCUUCAUCGUGUUGGUAAUAACUGCAAACUCAGUAGCUGAGACUGUCAGCCUCGCCCCGGAAAUCAUUCGGGGCGGUGAAGCCAUCGGUUCGGUUUUCUCGAUCCUCGAUCGACAAACUCGAAUCGACCCGGACGAUCCCGACUCCGACGUGGUCGACACUGUCCGAGGAGAAAUCGAGCUUCGUCAUGUCGAUUUCUCAUACCCGUCGAGACCUGAUGUUCCCGUUUUCAAAGACUUCAGUCUGAGAAUCCGGUCCGGUCAGAGCCAGGCUCUGGUCGGACCGAGCGGGUCAGGAAAAAGCUCGGUAAUCGCGUUGAUCGAGCGUUUCUACGACCCGACCGCUGGAAAAGUUAUGAUCGAUGGAAAAGAUAUCCGGCGGUUAAACCUAAAAUCUCUUCGGUUAAAAAUCGGUCUAGUCCAACAAGAACCCGCGUUAUUCGCCGCCACGAUAAUGGAAAACAUCGCGUACGGGAAAGCCGGAGCCACCGAGGCGGAGGUUAUUCAGGCGGCAACCGCCGCUAACGUCCAUACAUUCGUUUCCGGGUUGCCGGAAGGUUACAAUACUCCGGUUGGCGAACGCGGUGUUCAACUCUCUGGAGGUCAAAAACAAAGAAUCGCGAUCGCUCGAGCCGUUUUAAAAAAUCCAGCAAUUCUGUUACUAGACGAAGCGACCAGCGCACUGGACGCUGAGUCAGAGUGCGUCCUUCAGGACGCACUCGAGCGACUCAUGAGAGGUAGGACGACUGUCCUGAUUGCACACCGUCUGUCGACCAUCAGAGGGGUCGACAGUAUCGGUGUGGUUCAAGAUGGGAGGAUUGUUGAACAAGGUAGCCAUGGGGAACUUAUUAGCCGACCCGAAGGGGCUUACUCUAGGCUCUUGCAACUACAACAACAUCCUAUGUGAUUGUGAUGUAACUUUUAAGAGUUAAGGGGUGGUUUUACGUAGAAGGAAAAUAGUAAAUUGUGCAUUUUUUUUGGGGUUUCCAGUCGUUAUGUUUGGUCGAUUGGUUACAUAUUAACUACCCUACCCCCAACACUUUGUAAUUGAAUGCUUGUUGUGUUUAUUAAGUUUUUAUAAUCCUUUAUAAUGGAUGG